Messenger RNA from Onychomys torridus (southern grasshopper mouse), 1209 nucleotides. RefSeq names its product homeobox B1 (gene Hoxb1). Bases 64 to 960 code for a protein of 298 amino acids. Gene Ontology annotation, molecular function: DNA-binding transcription factor activity, RNA polymerase II-specific; RNA polymerase II cis-regulatory region sequence-specific DNA binding. NCBI's taxonomy places the organism in Eukaryota, Metazoa, Chordata, Mammalia, Rodentia, Cricetidae. The transcript has 2 exons. Gene Ontology annotation, cellular component: nucleus. Gene Ontology annotation, biological process: regulation of transcription by RNA polymerase II. The record is from RefSeq and is a predicted model, not a curated record.
CCGAAAGGUUGUAGGGCAAGAGGGUGUCUCCCCCAAACUGCCGGACCCUCCUUCAGCCUCUACAUGGACUAUAAUAGGAUGAAUUCCUUUUUAGAGUACCCACUUUGUAAUCGGGGACCGAGCGCCUACAGCGCCCCAACCUCCUUUCCCCCCAGCUCAGCUCCGGCCGUUGACAGCUACGCAGGGGAGAGCCGCUAUGGUGGAGGGCUGCCCAGCCCAGCGCUCCAACAAAACUCGGGGUAUCCUGUCCAGCAGCCACCUUCAUCCCUGGGGGUGUCCUUUUCCAGCUCCGCUCCCUCGGGGUACGCCCCAGCGGCCUGCAACCCCAGCUAUGGGCCGUCUCAGUACUAUUCUGUGGGUCAGACGGAAGGAGAUGGAGGCUAUUUUCAUCCAUCAAGCUACGGAGCCCAGCUAGGGGGUUUGCCCGACAGCUACGGAGCAGCGGGUGGAGUGGGCCCAGGGCCGUAUCCUCCGCCGCAGCCCCCUUACGGAACUGAGCAGACCGCAAACUUUGCACCAGCCUACGAUCUCCUCUCUGAGGACAAGGAAUCAUCCUGCUCUUCAGAACCCAGCACUCUCGCUCCUCGGACCUUCGACUGGAUGAAGGUCAAGAGAAACCCACCUAAGACAGCGAAGGUGUCGGAGCUGGGACUAGGCGCUCCCGGUGGCCUCCGCACAAACUUCACCACGCGCCAGCUGACCGAGCUGGAGAAGGAAUUUCAUUUCAACAAAUACCUGAGCCGAGCGCGGAGGGUGGAGAUCGCCGCCACCCUGGAGCUCAAUGAAACACAGGUGAAGAUAUGGUUCCAGAACCGACGCAUGAAGCAGAAGAAAAGAGAGCGAGAGGGAGGCAGGGUGCCUACAGCCCCUUCGGGUUGCCCCAAGGAAGCGCCUGGAGAUGCCUCCGACCAGUCCACGUGCACCUCCCCAGAAGCCUCGCCCAGCUCCAUCACCUCUUGAACUAUCCGGCUUCCAGGGCUGCACCCAGCCCCCUCGUAGACUCUCCCAAACUUCACAGCCCGGGUUAUCCUCCUCAAGGCUGAGCAACCAGUUUAGAGCUGUCUAGGAAACUGGGCAGGAGUGGGAAAACAUAAUUUUUCUCAGAUCUGGGGGUGGAGGGAUGACUGAUAGCUGGAGAUCCUACAGGUCUUGGGAUUUGGGGAGUACCCAGCCAUCAAAGGUGGAGAAAAGGCCUUUUGCCUUUGAUCU